UUUUAAUUUGACAAAUGACAAUUCUGUGAGCGAAUCAAUGAAGUUUAGUUUUAUAAAAAACAAUAAUCACUCUAGAUUAGUUUAGUCUCUAAUCAACGGGAAUAAUAGGUAUUUUUCAGUGAUAUUGACUAUUGUAUCUGUUGAAUAUAGUUUGUUUGUUGUAGAGACAAAACGGCCAAUCACAUCAAGUUGGAUUUGGAAUUAUAGAAACAAAUCCUAAAUCGCUGUAUUAUUUAGUUUAAAUUCCGUGUUGGGUAUGGUAUAUCCUUUAUUUUGGUUUAAAACAAUUCUCUGGGUGUUUGUGAGCAUCAGCUGGAUUCAUACAAUAUAUCUGAGUUGGAAGUUAUCAAGUUUAUCUGAGAAAUAUGCCACUAACAGCUGAUGUGGCUGCACAACAAGUGCAGGAGCGUCUGCGCUCUCUUCACAGACUAAUAUAUGACAUAGAACCAGAAAGGGUCAGAAAUGAACAGUGUAUAGAGUCUAUACUUAGAGCUGAGAAGGCAGCAGAGUCAACACAGUCCACUGAUGACUCUUCUGGAUCUUCGCAACAGCAAAUAAUGCAGCUGAAGAACUUGUACAAGUCAGGACUCACAGCAGCCGAGCAAGAGGAGCGGCUGUUGCGCGCAGCCUUGUCACGCAUCUACGAAAUACGCACCAUCAAGAAUGAACGACGGAUCCAGGCGCGUCACGCUGGCAACAAGGAGACGAUCGGUUGCGGUGCGUUGAUGAAGAUGUUGCUGAGCGCGGCACAGACCCUGCCGCUGCACGUGGGGCGCGUCGGUGAGCGUGCGCCUGCGUUGUGCGGCGCCGUGCCCGCCGACGCAGGGCAUGUGGCGCGCCCGGGGGACGCCGUCGCGGCGCUCGUACGCGUAUCGGAUAAGGAGGAAAACUGGAUACUUGCUGAGGUUGUAAGCUGGCUUCCGGCGCAAGGCAAGUACGAGGUGGACGACAUCGACGAAGAGCAGAAGAACCGCCACGUUCUGAGCAAGCGGCGCGUCGUGCCGCUGCCGCUGAUGCGUGCCGACCCACGAACUGACGAACAUGCACUCUUCCCUAAAGGUGCAGUGGUAAUGGCGUUGUAUCCGCAAACGACAUGCUUCUACCGCGCCGUGGUGAACAGAUUGCCUGCUAGUGCCGCGGAUCCUUACGAGGUGCUCUUUGAGGACUCGUCGUACGCGGACGGGUACUCGCCGCCGGAGCGCGUGGCGCAGCGGUACGUGAUCGCGAUCAAGGAGGGCAAGGGCCGCGCCACCUGACCCGCCUCGCACCGCGCGCCGCCGCACGCCCCGCACGCCUCGCUCGCGCCGCUCCGCCUCGCGCCGCACGACGCCGAGCGCUCCUCCACCGACUCUGUCUGAACACACGCCGCACACCACUGGGGCCUUAUUCUCUAUCCCGCACGUUAUUUUAACAGUGCGUAACAAACUCGUAACACAACGCAUCAUGUUUAGGACUAUAGAAAUUGGCUUACAGAAUACCAUUUCACGCAGAUUUCACGAAGAUAACAUGACACGGCCGCGUUAGGCGUUUACACUAUCAUACAGAAUAAGAGCCCUGCACCAAUACCGGGUACACACCGAGUGAAUGAGUGCGGGCGAAUGUGACUCCAAUAUGGUUUUCGACAAUCACCACCAAAGUCUCGCUCGUCUUCGAAGCCGCAUCUACGUAUGCACAUUUGCUAGCGUUCGCUCGCACACGCUCGGUUGGUCUAUAUCCGCCAUGUGUCUACGACAGCGAACGGGUGAAUAUCAAACUUUUAUUCUUUACUAUAAAGUUUAAUUUGGCGUAAACAAAAAACCGUACGCCGAUAUGCACGUUUGAAUUCAGUCUCUUCGCCGUCGGCCCAUCCUCGUUACCUUAGUCUUGGUAAAUUUGAAUCUUAACCUAAAGCGGUGUAAGUAUCGAUAUUAGUCUAGGAAAGCCCUCUAUGAUAGGGAUGCGAGUGCGCGCUUAAAUCAUUGCACAAUGCUAGGCUAGCUGCUAAGUAUUAGGAUAUAAGUAUUAAGUACAUAAUAUUAUAAUCAUAACGUAGUAAUCUUAUCUAUACGCUAUUUAGACACUUGUACUGCCGACGAUAGACGAGCAGCGAGUACUUAGAAUCAAGUUUGCGAGCAUCGAGAAGCAAACUGUAUAGUUCCGAUAAUUUUGUAGCUGGACUGUAACGAAUGUGCGCGUGCGACAGAUUACUGACAAUGUAGUACGGAAUGAUCAAUAGGAGUCUGUCGGCGAGUAUUCUGACUCAAUCUUAUGAAGAGAGUUUAGUUAUUGCGAAAAGAAAACACAUUCGCAUUCGCAGUGCGUAGACAUAGGGCCGUUGUGAUUGGCUAAUAUUGAGAUACAACAAUAAAAACACAACAAACAAAGGCUGCCAUGCCAUCAGCACUGAGAAACAGACUUGUUUUCACAGCUUUACUCCGUACUUACAUAAAAAACAUCUAUGAAUAAGGGGGUUAGUUUGUAAUUUUUUGUAUAUCGGUUUUGUUACUACUGGUGACAUGUGUCCUAAAUUAAAGACUGUAAUAAAUGAGUUAUGGAAUGUUAGUGUCCUACAUUGGCUAUUAAUUAGUAGUUAGAGAUACGAAUAUAUAAUUUUACAAGGUAAGAAACUACAUGGGUUGCAUAGAUUUCGUCGUCGUAGGUUUUAAAGUAAUCAUUAUUUUAGAAAAUGUAUAUUGUAACGUAAUUUUUUGAUUACGUUACAUGUUUGGUUUGACAAGUACAUGUAACGUAAUCAAAAAAUUACGUUACAAUAUGGAACAGCAAGACUCAACCCAUGUGGAACACAGAAAUAAAUAAUGUGGACGUAAUUUGCUAAUUGCAUAGAGUGCAACCAAAUGGCGUAGUGUUGAGGAUUCAUCAUCUCAGCCACAGGAAGUCCACUGCUGAACAUAGGCCUACCCCAAGGAUCUCCACGCCGACCUGUUGGAAGCGGCCUGCAUCCAGCGACUUCCUGCAACCUUAGCCAGGUCGUCCGUCCACCUUGUAGGCGGGCGUCCGACAUUUCUCUUGCCUAUACGUGGCCUCCACUCUAGAACCUUUCGACCCCAACGGCCAUCGGUUCUUCGAGGCCCACUGCCACUUCAACUUGCUAAUCCUAUGGGCUAUGUCGGUAACCUUUGUUCUCCUACAGAUCUCCUCAUUUCUGAUUCGAUCUCGUAGGGAAAUACUGAACAUAGCCCUCUCCAUAGCUCGUUGACUGACCUUGAGCCUCCUGAGUGUUGAUUACCAUUAGAUUUCCAAGUUCAAAGUAUUUUGAAAAUUGCAUCUGGUUUCGACAUUCAUGGACAUUUGCAAUGCAACUUCGCGAUUUGCAGGUUUGGAUGGCUCGCCAGUCGCCAGUGGACUACAGCAAACUUAUACAUGCUUGUUGUCCCGAUAUUUUCAAAUAGUCUUCCGAAUCCUGAUAAAUAGUCCAGAAUUACGAUUCUAAAAAAUAUUUUUUAUUAAUAACAUGUAAACUGCCGCUGUGGCUUCGCUGAGCAUAAAAAUUCUGUACCGUAAAAUAUUGUGUUUUAUCAACUAGGGAUGGAUGACCACACAUAAAAUUAAGGGGAAUGAUGAAACCUAUCACAGGAUAGCACAGGCUAAAAAAGCACAUUAUUUUUGCGCCAAAGAAGCCAUCCAGCAUUUUCACUAUACUUUAUUAGUGUAUAUGUAAUGUAUUUAUUAUUGCAUUGCUGUAAAAAAAAAAUAUUUUUAUGAAAAUAAAACAAUAUAUGGA
Manduca sexta (tobacco hornworm) is the source of this 3721-nucleotide messenger RNA. It is a transcript of the gene Sgf29, whose product is annotated as SAGA-associated factor 29. Bases 366 to 1256 code for a protein of 296 amino acids. Gene Ontology annotation, cellular component: SAGA complex. The transcript is spliced from 8 exons. Lineage: Eukaryota; Metazoa; Arthropoda; Insecta; Lepidoptera; Sphingidae. The record is from RefSeq and is a predicted model, not a curated record.